GUCGAAUAUGGAGACGAUUACGCAGGGAGUCGUAUGAAGCUCUCGCGUGCCGAUGUCGAGGUUUGCCUUGACGGACGGGAGCAGCUCGUGGAUGAGUUUCUUCGUCAUCGGAUCAGGAGGGUCUUGUUUCCCAACUACUCACCAUGUGUUUGCGCCUUUCAAGGAACCAUCGAAGUGUUCGCAAACCAGGAAUUUGAUCAUUGACAGACAUUGGGGCAAUCGGUUACCCACAAGGACGCACCUUAUGCAGAUUUGGAGGAAAUUCGAGAAAAGAUGUGAUAGAAGCUUGGCGAAGAAUUCUCGACACCAGACUGGCCCAUGGAAGGUGAUCUCGAAGAAUUGAUGGAGCCAAAGCGUUAGAGUAUAUAAUAUAUUAGGCUGUUACCCAUUGUCUAGGUAUUCAUGUCGAGUUGUUGACGAGAUGUUUUUUGCGCGC
Molecule: messenger RNA, 436 nt
Organism: Somion occarium
Lineage: Eukaryota; Fungi; Basidiomycota; Agaricomycetes; Polyporales; Cerrenaceae
Source: the annotation of a GenBank genome assembly